AUGAUUAUCCAACAACUUUCAGGACUAGACUAUUAUAAAAUCCUAGAGAUAGAUCCCUCCGCCACAGAACAACAGAUCCGCGUUGCCUAUAAACGCGCCGCUCUAAAAUCCCAUCCAGACCGCGUCCCCGCCACCUCCCCCGAACGCCCCUCCCGCGAAGAAACCUUUAAACAAGUCAACGAAGCAUACUACGUCCUCUCAGAACCCACCCGCCGUCGCCGAUAUGACAACGAACGCCAACGGCAACAACAGCAGCAGCAGCAGCAAAAACAGCCAGGGGAACAGAGAAAGCCCCGUCCGCAACCCUCCUAUUCCCCAGGCCCGGAAACAGAGUCCGCUUCCUUCGCCUCCGACCAGUUUGGCACCAUGUUCGAAGAAAUGCUGCGCGAGGAAGGUCUUUCAGAAGAGGAUACGGUGAGUGGAGGUACGAGGCCGACGGGCAGCUUUUGGGCUAUUGUGGGCGGGCUUAGUGGGGCAGCGCUUGGGUUUAUUGUUGCAAAUUUCCCCGGGGCUUUGGCAGGUGCUGUUGCAGGGAAUCGGUUGGGUGCUAUUAGGGAUUCUAAAGGGAAGAGCGUUUACGAGGUUUUUCAGGCGUUGCCGGGGGAAGAUAAGGCGAAGUUUUUGGGGGAGUUGGCGGCGAGGGUUUUGAGGUCUGCCGUUUCAUGA
Messenger RNA from Paracoccidioides brasiliensis Pb18, 666 nucleotides. RefSeq lists its product as uncharacterized. The record is from RefSeq and is a predicted model, not a curated record. The coding region runs from base 1 to 666 and encodes 221 amino acids. The transcript has 3 exons.